ACCGCGCAGACGUGUGCCCGCCAUUGCUGUGUGAAAACGCGGGAAAGUUUGACAGUGACGUUGCAGUUUCAAAUCGACGCCAUGUUUAUUUUGAAGGUCACUCUCCUCGUAGCAGCUACAGCCUGCGUAUAUGCACAAAACGGACCCACCACGACUCCAGUGCCUAUCUUGAAACAGAUCAACCGACAAAACGACGAUGGGUCGUAUUCCUACGGCUACGAAGCUGCUGACGGGUCGUUCAAAAUCGAGACCAAGUACCCGAACGGAGACGUUGCUGGAAAAUAUGGUUACGUCGGUGAAGAUGGCAAGCUGAAGGAGAUUUCUUACGGUGCGAGUAGUAAGAGAGGUUUUGAACCGGAAGGUCCAGGCAUUAUGGUACCACCUCCAACUAUCAACGAUAAUCCCUCAAACGCGCUAGCGGACGGCCAAGAAGAUGACGGCCAAUACAGAGAAGAUCCCAGCAUCUACGAAGACCCAAAAUACAACAGCAAAGGUCGUGCACACCGCCCUUCAGCUAACUUCCAAUUCCAUCAACCUGUGCAACCUGCGCCACAGCCUCGAGCUCAAUAUCAACAAACCCAGUACAACCAGCCUCAAUAUCAGCAGCAAUACCAACCAUCGCAAUUCCGGUCGUCUCCACUCUUCUCCCAACAAACCAGUUUCAGCCAGCCGUCACAAAACGUGUUCAGCCAGGGUACUCAACAAUUUGACCAGUACAGGCCUCAGAGUCAGAUAUAUCAUCAGCAACCUCAAUUCUCAUACCAGGCGUACACUCCUCAAUAUAAUCAAAACCAAAAUCAAUACAAUCCAUACCAAAAUUUCGAUCCCUUCUUGGGACAUCCGGCCCAAAACUUUGACCCCAACACUGGUUCCUACACCAUUAACUUCACUGGAAAGUAGGAUAAUGUAUUGUACAUAUGAAUAAUAGUGUUUAUUUUUAAGGAUACUUCGUUAUCCCAAAGCGAACGAUUUUGUCUAGUGCUAGUCAGACUUUUGGAGAGUUUUGAAGAUUUGUAACUGUAAUGCUUAACUUGAUUGUGACUAACAAAAGUACAAAUUAAUUUAUUUAUCAGUUUAUAAUAUGUAACAUGUAUUUUAUCCUGCAUUACAAUUUUAUUUAUGUAUUAUAUUUAUUUAUUAUUAUAAAUUUGAUAC
Molecule: messenger RNA, 1155 nt
Organism: Hyposmocoma kahamanoa
Lineage: Eukaryota; Metazoa; Arthropoda; Insecta; Lepidoptera; Cosmopterigidae
Gene: CPR55
Product: regulator of nonsense transcripts 1
Exons: 3
Coding region: 82-900 (272 amino acids)
Cellular component (GO): chitin-based extracellular matrix
Molecular function (GO): structural constituent of chitin-based larval cuticle
Source: RefSeq, a predicted model, not a curated record